AUGUCACCUGCCAAUACAUCUUCACAGCUCAUGAAAACACAUCAGUCCGAUGGAAUUGAUACUGGCAAAUUAACCACUCCUCCAUUGUCAUCUUCAUCGCCUCUAGCAUUGGCCUCUGGCUGUGUCACUAAUGCAAUUACAAAGGACAACAGCAUGCCACCAUUGUAUGAGGCUUUGUCAAAGUACGCGGUUGAUAAUUAUAACUAUAAGCCAUCCAACGAAUCCCUCACUCCUUUUUCAAGGUUCGAAAAAUCAAAUAUCUUUAACAUUCCUGACCGGAUCUUCCAAAAAUAUAAAAGCCUGGACUGCAUAACGAACAUAGGUAUUUUCACGGAGUUGCAGAAGUCUUGGUUGACCGUGGACGAUAAAUUGAUCAUUUGGAACUACAAGGCAGGAUCGUCGGAGCAGGAGUUUUUCACGAUAGAUGACUUCAAAAGCACAAUAUUGACCGUUGCAUUGGUUAAGCCAAAGCCCAAAGUGUUCGUCGACUCUGUGAACUACUUACUUUUGGUCUCUACAUCGGUUAAUAUCCAUAUUCUUGCCGUUCAAAAUACCAAAGAUCACUUGGAUGUCUCAGACACAAAGAUGUCUGUGUCUACUCAGGGUCUAUUGGUGAAUAAAUUCGUCACUUAUGAUGCUACGAGAGAGAUCUUCUUUACGGGCGCUGGUGAUAGUGAAGGCAUAUGGAGAUUAAACUAUUCUAACGAUGAUGAAUGGUUCAGCAGAAACUGUUCAAAAGAAUGUCUUACAAAAUCUAGUCUAUCCUCAGUGCUACCUGGGGUUCUGCGGACAUUUUCGGGAUUUGGUCUCAUUGGUGGAUCCUCGGGUAAGAACAGCAGAAUGGAGACCAUAAUAGAACUCAAAAUCGAUCAGUCGAGAGGCAUCUUGUAUACUCUUUCAUCAAAAUCGAUUGUUCAGGCAUUCAGAUUGAAGUCUGAUAAGGGUAAAACGAGCUUGGGUUCUCGGCUUACAAAAAGAUCUUUUGAUUUAUUGAAAGAACUGUCAACUACUACAAUCAAUAUGCAAACUCCUCUAUUGGCGAGGAACAAGAUGAAGAUGAUCAAUAUAUUUCCAAUUUCUAAGCAAGAAAAUAACAAUUUUUUCUUAGUUGUCGUUACUGAUACUGGGUGCCGAAUCUUCCUUAAUGGAAGUACUCUUUAUGGGGAUAGGUUAACCCUUACUGCUAGUCAGGUCAAAUUUCCUCCUCCGGACUCCAGGUUUUACGACAAUUUAGAAAAGAAGAAGGAACAGCAGCUGAUUCAACAACAGAAUUUCAUUAAUAAUAAUGGCUUCGUACCUUCUGCCAGCAAGUCGUCGAUUACUAAGAACCCUAUGGGCUCUUUGGUAACUGUGCGGGAUUUGAAGCAAGCACAGGAAUCUUCACAACUUCUUACAGGACUUACGAACACAAUGAUGAUCGCUCCCGGUAUUUUUAUUGGCUUCACAAAGGACAAGAAGGUAUUUUCUUGUGUUCCGGAUUACGGCAUUCUCAAGAAUUCCUCCCAGUAUAUUGAGGAUUUUGAGUUUGUUGACGGAUUUGAUAAGUUGCAUUCCAUUGUUCAGUUGACUCCAAGUUUCAACGCUACGAAUACUCCGUCGGGGUAUUGUAACGAGUUCGCGUCACAGUACUCCAGUACGCCUUUGAAGUUUGCCGUGUUGACAAGCACGGGAAUUCAUGUGUAUAGAUACAGAACACCCGAUUUGAUCUUGGAGGAUUCUUUAGACGACAAGACUUUCCAGGAGUUUUCAAAGAAGUACGGUUCUAACGAAGCCUGCUCUUCUGCCUUAUAUUUAGCAUGCAAGUAUGGAAAGUCUGAGAACUUCCGGAACUUGGCCACGAAAUAUUUCAUCUCUGGAGGUGAAAAUGCCAGACUCAAUAAGAUGGUACAGCCAACUCUUGACGAUGUCGAAUUGAGCGAUAGAUUCUACGCAUUGGUUAUUUUAGUUUCUCGAUUAGUGAGAAACUUUUGGGACAAAGAAGUCUUUCAGUUGAAGCCGGAGGUGAAAUUCACUAGAAGUGGUUACAUAGACAUCAAUUCAGUGAAGAAGAUGAAUAAUAGUAAGAUCAUAUUGAAAGGAUUGAGUAUAACGAAGUCGCAGUUGGAGUACUUUUUAUGCUCUAUUCUAAUAUUGGUCAAAUACUUUAAAGAAAAUGGGAAAUUGAUUCCCGGAUUGUUGAAUGGAUUUAGCCAGCAGAUGGAUUCAACCUCUUGGAAGGAAAAGGAAUCUGAAGUGUGUCUUCAGGCUGAACAGAUUGGGUUCAGUGCUAUGAUGAACUUUUUGAAUACUGUAAAGGAGGGACUUUCGUUUUUAACUAUACUACUGGAUGAGGAUCCCAAAUCAAAGAAUUUCGAGGCAACCAUGAACUAUCUUUCUGUACAAUCACAGGCGGAUUUGAGUUGCUUAACCUUCAACGAAUUCUUUACUUGUUCCAACACAUAUGUUUCCAAAUUGAACAAGGAAAUCCUAUCGGCUGUCAUUAAUAAGAGUAUUGCAUCUGGAAAUUCUGUCGAGCUUGUUGCCAACACGUUGCAAGAAAAGUGUGGUUCUUUCUGCUCUACCGGAGACGUGCUAAUAUUCAAGGCUAUUGAAAGUUUAAAGAAGUCCAAGGAUUAUGCCAACUACAACGACCAGGAAAUGAAGAUGAACUAUUUGCGUGCGGCUGUAAAGUUAUUGAAGAAGACCAGUAAUUCGUUAACGGAGGAAACUAUCACUGACUGUGUCAAUAUCAUGCUUCAGUUGGAGUAUUAUGAUGGCGCGGUAGAAUUUUUAUUGGACGUGGCGAACAAUCCAGAACAGGCCAAGCUUGCUAUUCAAUAUGAGAACGAGAUGCAGACUCAGAUGGUAAGAGAUCCGAAGAAGAAGAAGAUGUACGAGCGCCGUCUGAAUUUGUAUCAGCUUGUCUUUCAGAUUUUGGCAGAUAUAGAUAAAAGGACCAUCAUGAGUUUAGAAAAGGCCAGUGCGGGUAACAUUUCUGCAACUACACACACUGUCAAUGGUACCGCUGACAUAUCGGGGCAUGUGUUUGUUGAUAAAAAUGGUAAGUUGAUCACGCAGUAUUCUCAGAUGCGAACUCGCUGCUAUAAUAUUUGCUUGAACUAUAAAGAUAGGAUGUUCCACUACGAGUUCUACAAGUGGUUUAUCAGCAACGGUGUCGGUGAAAAAUUGUUGGAUAUUGAUACUCCUUACAUUUUGGAUUUCUUGAAGGACUACGCUUCGAAAGACUUGGAAAUGGCCAAAUUGCUUUGGGUUUAUUAUUCAAGAAGAGACCAUUAUUAUGAAGCGGCUGAAGUGUUGUACGAUUUGGCGGUUUCCAGCUUUCCUGUUAAUCUUUCCUCCAGAAUUGAGUUUUUGUCACGUGCCAACGGAUUUUGUCAUUGCAUUCCACCUCAGUCAUUACGUCAGGAGGUGCUUAUUCUUUCUUCUGAAAUCUCAGAUCUUAUGGCAGUUUCGAACUUGCAGGAUGAGCUUCUCCUAACAGUUCUUCAGGAUACAAGAGUAAACAGUGCCGCUAGACAGAAUGCUACCCUAGCUUUGGAUAGAGGAAUUCACACCAUCAGUGAUUUGUACAACGACUUUAUUGAUCCACUUGGUUACUACGAAUUGGGACUAAUAACUUUCAAGAUAUCUGAUUACAGGAAUUCCGAGGACAUUCUCACCAAAUGGGAGUCGCUCUUUGGCAAAUGGUAUGUUGAGUAUAAAAACAAACCCAACCCUGCCAGUGAGCCUUUCUUUCUGGAAUUGACGAACAAGUUUGUUCUCAUUGCUGCUCGACUCAAUGACACCGACGUACUUUUCCCUAUCCUGGACCUCUUUCAACUGCUUGCCAAAUAUAUUUACAGUGAGGAUUUUUCCGGUAACGUGCGGGCUCCAACAGGUGUUAUUGUGGAUGUUUUCAUCAAGUCAGAGGUGAAGUAUGGUAAGUUGUACUACAGUUUGAGAAGUAUCAUUGAAUCGACUACUUUUGAGGUGUUCGAAGGCUACACAAAAAUACUUAACGACGAGAUGAGCUACUUAAUUCAUAGUUGGUACAAGAACGAUAAGAAACUUAGAGAGAUUAUCUCUGAUGAUUCUGUGAAGAAUCUUCAAACGUACUCUGUGGAGAAGGACCCGAUUUACGAGUAUAUCAGGACUACUGGUAAUCCAUUGUAA
Molecule: messenger RNA, 4152 nt
Organism: Brettanomyces nanus
Lineage: Eukaryota; Fungi; Ascomycota; Pichiomycetes; Pichiales; Pichiaceae
Exons: 2
Coding region: 1-4152 (1383 amino acids)
Biological process (GO): transcription-dependent tethering of RNA polymerase II gene DNA at nuclear periphery; protein import into nucleus; RNA export from nucleus
Cellular component (GO): nuclear pore inner ring; nuclear pore
Molecular function (GO): structural constituent of nuclear pore
Source: RefSeq, a predicted model, not a curated record